UCGCCGAACACGCGUGAGGGAAAUUGAGUCGUUAACUAGAUUGCAAAGAAGGCAACAAAGUAACAUAGAUAAAGUUAGGAAGUAGUUAUUUUGCGGUAAUUAGACGCAAUGGAGCAUUUGAGCUAGCUUACGGUGGUCACAUUAGCAACUAAGCUAAGUAACUACAAUCUGUAGCUAGAUGCGUAGUGUGUUUGUUAGCCCGCUAGCCAGGCAAAGCUAACGUCACUGGGAAUUUUAAACAACGUCUACGUUUAGAGCUAAGUUGUACCUUAAAAUAAACCAUUUAAUUUGCGUUUUCUCGUAACUCAAAGAGAAAGUGUGUCGUAAUGUCGCCUCCUCUGUAUCUAUCGUUGUUCGGUCGCAGGAGUCAUGAAGGGUCAACGAACAUAUCUGACAGCGAGUCAGAGGAAGAGCCCGAGCUCCCCCUCAAUCAAUUCUAUCCAUAUAUCCGCUGUGCCCUUUGCUGUGGCUUCCUCAUCGACGCCACCACCAUCACAGAGUGCCUCCACACAUUUUGCAAAAGCUGCAUCGUGAAGCAUUUUUUCCACAGCAACCGGUGUCCCACGUGCAACAUCGUUGUCCACCAGACACAACCCAUUUACAACAUCAGGCCUGACCGACAGCUACAGGAUAUUGUUUACAAAAUGGUUCCCUUCCUGGAGGAGUCUGAGAGAGAGCAAAUGUGUAACUUCUACAAAGAGAGAGGGCUGGAGGUGCCAAAACCAGUGGUGAUUUCCCCUCCGGGUCCCGUUGUUUUAAAGAGGCAGAAGAAGGAAAACAUUCCCCAGACUAUCUUCACCAUUCCUCCUGAGCUGGACGUAUCUCUGCUGCUGGAUUUUGUGGGGGCCGAAGAGGGCAUCAAUAACUACAAGCCCUUAGAGAGGCGGUACGUUCGGGUGUCGGGCGAGGCCACUGUCCGCCACGUGGAGCUGUUCAUCAGGAGGAAGAUGGAGCUGAGCUCCUCCUGCCAGGUGGAUGUGGUUUGUGGAGACCACCUCCUAGAUCACUACCAGUCACUCAAAGACAUACAGAGCUCUGUGGGCGAAGAGGCACUACAGGACGGUCUGUUGGUGCUGCACUUUGGCCUGGUCCUGCCCACCCAGUCUUGAGAACAAGAGCUGUGAACAGAACUGGGUUUUGUUUCUCUUCAUCAGACUCUCGUCAUAAUGUGGAAUAAAGUUUCCUCUUUGGCAUUAUAGGUUCUCUACAGCUGCCCAGGAUGUCUUGUUAGGAUUGUCUCUUUCUGCGGGGGGCCGGCGAAACAUUCUUGAACCUCAACUCAUCUGCUCACACUGUAGCAUCAAAUGUUCAACUCAAGACUCGUCGUCCCGUAUUCAGGACGACGAGUCAGUGCUUCCACUGACUGAAGCUGUACUGUGCCUCCGUCAGUGGGUCUGUAACGUUGAAACAGUAAGUCUGUGAAGGUAACACAACGUCUAGUCUGAAAAGCUACGUCAGUGUAGUUUUGCUUUCUUUUUCUGGAAAGCAGAGACCUGUAUCUAAUUUCUGUCUAUUUAUGAUCUCAAGGGCUGAGUGGGAUUUCAGAUAAAUAGUUGUGAUUUUUAAAGGGCUUGAAACUACAACUACCAAACUGGGGGAGGGGGGGUGAUAUGGAGUUUCGAUCUACACACUUGCUGCUUGUUGAUUUACUGAUUUAAUUUAAGAGCUUUUGUACAGACUGUCUGCUGAUGUAAAUUGGUAUGUUUGAUUUAAUUCUCACAGGAUGACAAAAGUUUUGUAUAGUCUUU
Messenger RNA from Anoplopoma fimbria (sablefish), 1748 nucleotides. RefSeq names its product polycomb group ring finger 6 (gene pcgf6). The transcript is spliced from 10 exons. Gene Ontology annotation, biological process: regulation of transcription by RNA polymerase II. Lineage: Eukaryota; Metazoa; Chordata; Actinopteri; Perciformes; Anoplopomatidae. The record is from RefSeq and is a predicted model, not a curated record. Bases 327 to 1109 code for a protein of 260 amino acids. Gene Ontology annotation, cellular component: PRC1 complex.